AUCAGGCCCCGCCCCGGGCCAUCACGUGACUCCGCUACUUCCCAAGCUCCGUGGGGCGCUGACGUCAUGAGCGUCUUGCUGCCAAAUAUGGCGGACUUUGAUACCAUCUACGAAUUGGAUGAGGAGGAGGAAGAGAACGGAGAAGAGCGGGCGGCAGCAUCCGGUCGGGCGGUGGAUGAGGCACACUUACUGAGAUACGCGCCUGACCCGGUGGUAGUGCGGGGAGCCGGGCACAUUACCGUGUUUGGGUUGAGCAACAAAUUUGAUGCUGAAUUUCCCUCUGUUUUAACAGGAAAGGUUGCCCCAGAAGAGUUUAAAAUUAGUAUUGGGCGUGUUAAUGCAUGCUUAAGGAAGAAUCUUCCACUCAGUGUGAAGUGGCUGCUCUGUGGCUGUAUCUGUUGUUGCUGCACUUUAGGCUGCAGUCUCUGGCCUGUAGUAUGCCUAAACAAAAGGACAAGAAGAUCCAUCUAUAAAUUGCUGGAAUGGGAGAAUAACAGGUUAUAUCAUAAGCUUGGCUUGCACUGGAAAUUGAGUCGAAGGAAAUGUGAAUCUAACAACAUGAUGGAAUAUGUAAUACUUAUAGAAUUCUUACCAAAAUAUCCCAUCUUUCGACCUGACUGAAGAGAUCUCGCUGCUGUAGUUUUUUCUUGUCUUUCCUAUCCAUAGUGCCUUGUAGAUGAUCCUAGAAAGGAAGGUAUACUACAGCUGUGUUUUAAAAACACAAAAGGGGUCUUGUGAAUAAUCAUAUAAGAUCCUGAUAGCCCUGGUAUUUUUUUAUUAAGUGUGAGAAAGUGACAUUUGCACAUUUUAUUUUUUUAUGUUAAGGGAAAGCAUCUGUGUUGCACUUAUUUACACCAUUGAAUGCCACAAGUGGCCAGACACACAGUGUUAAGGUCCCUUGAGCACUGAAUGGGUGGGUUUUGUAUUCUCACUUAUGUAAAUAGUUGCCAUUGUCGUUUAGGUUUCAGUGCUGCUUUAAGCUCUAGAUUGUUGCCUUAUUGUUCCUUCUGGAAUGUUUUUCUGGCACACUGAACACUUUUUAUAAACACUAUAGCUAAAAUACAAAUUAUUUUAUAAUAGAAAGGGAUUAAGCAAUCAUUGCUACUUUGGCUGCUGAAAUACAACUCUCAGAUGCUGGGUUUUAUGAUUCCACAGCAGGAGUGCCAAGGAUUGUCUCUUCAUGUGAUGUAGCAUUCAGUUACAUUUUAGAGUCUCCUAAUGCCAACAAGUCACACUGACUUCUGGGAGUUCAAAUAGCACUUUCAUG
Messenger RNA from Xenopus tropicalis (tropical clawed frog), 1267 nucleotides. RefSeq names its product cysteine rich hydrophobic domain 1 (gene chic1). The record is from RefSeq and is a predicted model, not a curated record. Bases 67 to 621 code for a protein of 184 amino acids. The transcript is spliced from 6 exons. Gene Ontology annotation, cellular component: membrane. NCBI's taxonomy places the organism in Eukaryota, Metazoa, Chordata, Amphibia, Anura, Pipidae.